GCUACAGGGCAGCACACUGUGCUUAGCCAAGGUAACACAGUGCACAGCUGCAUCUCGGCACACACACACACAGAGAGAGAGGGAGUUAGUGAGUCAGUGAGUGAGAGAGUGAGAGGGAGCGCUCUAUUUGUACGCGGACAUCAGGAGGAACUCCCCGGUGACAAAUGGAAGCCGUCAACAAUAAACUGAACACUUACAUGGAAUCAUGGCUGGGUCCAAGAGAUCAGCGGGCGACAGGGUGGCUGCUGUUGGACAACUACACACCAACCUUUGCACUUACAGUCAUGUACCUUCUGAUUGUGUGGAUGGGGCCCAAGUACAUGCAGCACCGACAGCCGUACUCCUGCAGGGGCUUCAUGGUGCUCUACAACCUGGGCCUUACCCUGCUGUCCUUAUAUAUGUUCUAUGAGCUUGUUACAGCUGCCUGGAGUGGUGGCUACAACUGGUACUGUCAAGACAUUCGAGGUGCACCACAAGCAGAUAAUAAGGUGAUGAAAGCCCUGUGGUGGUACUACUUCUCCAAACUCAUCGAGUUCAUGGACACCUUUUUCUUUAUCCUACGCAAGAACAAUCAUCAGAUCACAUUUCUGCACGUUUACCACCACGUUAGCAUGCUGAAUAUCUGGUGGUUUGUCAUGAACUGGAUUCCUUCUGGCCACACGUUCUAUGGCGCAGCCAUCAACUGCUUCGUCCACGUUGUGAUGUAUUCUUACUAUGGUCUAUCAGCCAUCCCAGGACUAAGACCUUACCUCUGGUGGAAGAGAUACAUCACACAGUUACAGCUGGUUCAGUUCUUUUCAACCAUCUUUCAUACGUGGUGUGCGACUGCAUGGCCGUGUGGCUUCCCCAUAAGAUGGCUGUACUUUCUUAUCAGUUACAUGCUCACACUAAUCUUGCUUUUCUCAAACUUUUACAUUCAGACAUACAAUAAGCGCAACAGUUCCCGACAGAAAGAGCACCAGAAUGGUUCUACUGUAUCAAGAAACGGACAGGCCAAGAAAACAUCUCAGGAGAACUCUUCCCAGCAGAAAAUACGGCUAGACUGACACUGGAGGAGACGCCUCUUGUUACAUAGCUCACUGUAGGGUUAGACUGGUAUGCUGUCCUAGGGCACCAGUAUAUGGAUCUACUUAUUUAGUAUAGUUUGGUAUUUCCGUACGUACAGCAAAAAAGCUAGAGUCACAUAGAAUGUUAUUCCACAUAGUUUACGUAUCUAUGCACAAACUACGACACAAUCCCGAUGAAUAAAGAAAUUACAACUGUACAGAACUGAAAUGUGGGUGGGUUAACUUUUGAAACUGACCACAUUCAGUAAUUAUUUAAUGCAUAAACCAAAAUGAGAUUUUUCUUAACCCAGCCAUUGUGACUAAAACUCAGGUAUAAUACUGUAGACCUAAAGACAAAUCUCCAAAGAAUGCAGUUGCACUGAAGUUACCUCCAAUAUACCACACUAUGUAUAUUAGUCGCAUUGGCUGAUCAUUUACAUUUUCUACUAAUAAUAUUGCACGUAAAAAUGUGCAUGUGGAUAUUAUCAGUGACCUUUUUCAGGGAGUGAGACUGACACAGAUCCUACUCCAUCUCCGUACUGUUUCCCUGUACUAGCAAAGCACUUAUGGGGAGAGAUCUAAUCAAUACGUAAUCAAGAAUAGUUUUGUAGAGUUCAUUAGUUUAGGGUGGUCUUUGUACAAAUUAUUGAUAAAUACAAUCGUAAGAAAUGUGGCCUCAAUUAUAUUUUGCAUGUUAAGAAUGUUUGUUUUUUCAUUUUACAAUUUUUUUUCCCCAAAAGCUAGCUAAAAAGAUGUUGGGAUUGCUACGUAUUUUUUCAUCUCUGAUGCUAUAAAUUAAAGGGAUGUCAGUGUACUAACCUUCCUUUAAACUCCAACAGUGUAGGAAUACAAUUAUACCUUAGUAUUCACUAUUACACAAUUGAAAUAUGCCAGGCCAGUGAUGGAGAUGCAAAGAAAUGACUUCGCCACAAUAAAUAAAUUGGACAAUUCUGCAAA
Molecule: messenger RNA, 2003 nt
Organism: Cynoglossus semilaevis (tongue sole)
Lineage: Eukaryota; Metazoa; Chordata; Actinopteri; Pleuronectiformes; Cynoglossidae
Gene: elovl5
Product: ELOVL fatty acid elongase 5
Exons: 8
Coding region: 165-1046 (293 amino acids)
Biological process (GO): very long-chain fatty acid biosynthetic process; fatty acid elongation, polyunsaturated fatty acid; fatty acid elongation, saturated fatty acid
Cellular component (GO): endoplasmic reticulum membrane
Molecular function (GO): fatty acid elongase activity
Source: RefSeq, a predicted model, not a curated record